GGAAGUGGCUCCGGGAAGGAACCGGUUCGCGGGCGCAGUGAUGGCUGCGGGCGUCCCCUGCGCCCUCGUUACCAGCUGCUCCUCUACCUUCUCCGCAGACCGGCUAGUGCAACAUAUUCUUGGAACAGAAGAUGUUGUUGUGGAAGUGACUGCCAACGAUGCUGUGAGGUUUUAUCCCUGGACCAUAGAUAAUAAAUACUACUCAGCAGAUAUCAGUCUGUGUGUGGUGCCAGACAAAUCUCUCGUCACCGCAGAGAUUGCGGAGUCUGUCCAAGCGUUUGUGGUUUACUUUGACAGCACACAAAAAUCUGGUCUUGAUAGUGUUUCCUCCUGGCUUCCUCUGGCAGAGUCAUGGUUACCUGAGGUGAUGAUCUUGGUUUGCGAUAGAGUAUCUGAGAACGGUGUAAACCGACAGAAAGCUCAAGAGUGGUGUAUCAAACAUGGCUUUGAAUUGGUAGAACUUAGUCCGGAAGAGUUGCCUGAGGAAGAUGAUGACUUCCCAGAAUCUACAGGAGUAAAGCGAAUUGUUCAAGCCUUGAAUGCCAACGUCUGGUCCAAUGUAGUGAUGAAGAAUGAGAGGAACCAAGGCCUUAACCUUCUCAGCUCAUUGACCGGAGCAAACCAUAGCAUUGGAUCAGCAGAGACCUGCCACUCAGAGCCCUGUGAGCCGGCAGCAGCGAGGACCGAGUCCCUCUCGGACCAUCGAGGGGCCGCUUCUGACACGGCAGACGUGCAGGUCGAUAGCGUUGUGGAUCCCAUGUUAGACCUGGACAUUCAAGAACUUGCCAGUCUUACUACAGGCGGAGGAGAUUUGGAGAACUUUGAAAGACUGUUUUCAAAGUUAAAAGAAAUGAAAGACAAGGCUGCGACGCUUCCUCACGAGCAAAGAAAGAUGCAUGCAGAAAAGGUGGCCAAAGCCUUCUGGAUGGCAAUUGGGGGAGACAGAGAUGAAAUUGAAGGCCUUUCUUCUGAUGAAGAGCACUAAAUCAUUCAUGCUAGGGCUGGCCUAACUAAGACCCUAGUGCCCUCUCCCUGAGAUUCUUCUCUCUUCCACCCAGUCAUCUUUUGCUGAGCUAACCAGCAUUGUGUUGGCUGCCUGACUUGUUUAUAGGGUCCCAUUAAUUUUAGUUUUUAGUAGAGGGUAAAGCAGAAGUCUCUUCUCCCUCAGUAUAUUGUAAGGGAGUGAGAAAUUUUCAAAUAACAUUUUUUUUUGUUCUAGGAACGGGAGUGGGGUAAGCCUCAAAGGCCUGUGUGAUUUGCGCUAGUUAAAGAAGAAAAACCACCACCCAGCUUUCCUGGUCAGUCUUUUGAGGAGCAUUCCCUGUGUUCAUGUUGAUCCCUGCAGAUCAGGAGUUUUCUGGUUUUCUCUUUGAAGGAGCUUGCUGCUGGAGGUUUGAUGCUUUUGGUGGGAGGAAAGGAAGAAACUGCAGGUUUAAUCUGUGAUGUAGUACAGAUUAUGGGUCAGCCACUGGCCCUCGGGUUAGUCUCUAGCUUAAAAAAAAGGCAUCUGGGCAUUUCAUUUGAAAUACAGUAAUCUGACUUCUUGGUAGAAAGUAUUGAGAAACCAGUGUGAAUUUUUAGACUAUAAUAAAUGAUGCAAAGGUUUUCUACUCUGGUGGGGAUAAAAAUAAACCCUUCCCUACCAAGUUGUGGGCAGGGGUGGGGGUAGGACAUGGGUAAGAGAAACUUAAGGAAUUCCCUGUAUAGGCCAUUGAAUCAGUAUGAUCCUAGCCUGAGACUUUUGCAUUAGUAUUACCAUGUAGAAACUUUUCUUUCUUAGAGUUUGCUACUUGAGAUGGCAGAGAUGUGUUGUCACAGUUGAUACCCUCAGAACAAGGGGAGUUUCCUCUUCUUUCUCUGAAUGCCAGAGAUCACUGCCCGAAAGUAACACUUAAGUGGGACUUGGUGGGAAGGCAUGCAGAACGCUAGGCAAUGAAUCCCUCAGUACCUGUGUUACUUCCAGGGCUGAGGAGUUGGGCUGCAGGGACACGGAUCUCCACGGGGGAAAGUUCCCAGAAGAGUGGGAAAUGCAGAAAUGAAACCCUUAUUUCUGUCUGUUUAGGGACUGCGUAAUGCACGUCAUGAGCCUUCAGCCUGCCGUGGCUCCCAGCUGUCUCGGCACAUGGGCUGAGACCUGCUACUGGCCUGGUGUGGGUGUGAACCCCAUAGGUCACCAGCAGAAACAAAUUUCAGACCUGUCUGUGCAACACCUUUUCAGCACUGCGGAACCUGCUACAGAAGGCAGAAGGAACGGAAUGCUCCAGGGUCCUGGCCGGAGCGGCCACAGGAUGGAAGGUUUCAGUGAGUGGGGUGUUCAGAGAGAGCCAUUCGAGGGAACAUUGGCGGCCGUCUUCCUUGAUAACUUUUUUCUUUUUCUUUAACUGUUCUGAGGGUCUUUGAGACUGUAGUUUACCACUAUUCCAGCACCGUUUCUUUGAGGUGACCGCGUUGGCCAUUGAGGGGGAGUGUAAGGAAAGUCAGCUCUGGGGCUGCAAAGUGAAAGGUGGAGCAAGUUUUUCUUAAAAUCUGAAAGGUUUCAGAGAACACACUAGGUCACAUGGUUUGGGAAAACAGACUAUAAAAAGCUGUGAACUUGAUCUUGUGGAUUAAACAAAGCCAGGUGAUUAAAAUGUGAUUUAUUUGUAAACCCUG
This is a messenger RNA of Odocoileus virginianus texanus, 2652 nucleotides long. RefSeq names its product alpha and gamma adaptin binding protein (gene AAGAB). The record is from RefSeq and is a predicted model, not a curated record. Lineage: Eukaryota; Metazoa; Chordata; Mammalia; Artiodactyla; Cervidae.